AUUGCAGAAAGAUAAACAGAAUGACUAAUAAAAUUCUUGUCCUGUGCACUUUUAAAUUUCUUUGCUUUACGUCAUCUUACGCCAUUACUGCAGACGAUAUUUUACGAGAGGCAAGGAAACAUAUCAACAGUGACAAAUGGAGUUAUGCAAGCUGUCAUAAACUUCUUUGUGGUAAAAACAAAUGUAAUAUCUUUGUUGAUGAUGUCCUAUCAAAUGUGGGAGCGAAACGUCCAAAAAGGGAUUCCUUCUUUUAUCCCGCCAUAGGUGCCAAUGAAUGGGGGAAGUCUAAUUCUGAAUACAUAUUAAAUACCGGUUGCUAUCAACAUAUCCCAAGUUUCAGCAACAGACAGAAAGGAGAUGUUAUAGCCUUUCCAGUAGAUGCUGGCAGUGGUCAUGUUGGUAUUGUGUCUACUGGGAGUCAGUACGUCAGUGCUGGUCAAUAUAUUGUGGAGGAGAAAGACAUUCCAACUGACAGAAGUAGAACGAUAUGGAGAUAUAGAUACACGAAAACGGGGUGUUGAAGCAAAUAUACCUAACAAAAAAUGUCUCAGGUUUUUUAUUCUAGGUCGAAAAAUGGCAUCUGAAUAAUAAAGUUUCUCUUGUUUAUCA
Molecule: messenger RNA, 609 nt
Organism: Saccostrea echinata
Lineage: Eukaryota; Metazoa; Mollusca; Bivalvia; Ostreida; Ostreidae
Exons: 4
Coding region: 21-521 (166 amino acids)
Source: RefSeq, a predicted model, not a curated record